Molecule: messenger RNA, 2851 nt
Organism: Pelodiscus sinensis (Chinese soft-shelled turtle)
Lineage: Eukaryota; Metazoa; Chordata; Testudines; Trionychidae
Source: RefSeq, a predicted model, not a curated record
UAGACCUUUAAUCAUUCUUGUCGCUCUUCUCUGGACCCUUUCCAAUUUCUCCACAUCUUUCUUGAAAUGUGGCGCCCAAAACUGGACACAGAUAGCGAAGGGGACCUGUCCCUGGCAGGGUGCAUGGCAGGCAGGGACAAUUGUAGGGGAGAUGGCGGAGCCGAUUGUGGGGAUGGGAAGUUGGCAGUAUAGAGUGGAUCCUAGUGUGGGAUAGAUCGGGAGGUGACACAGAGGGCAGGGUUGGACGGAUCAUAGAGCAGGUCAUAGGGCGCAGCAGGGCAGAUUGCAAAGGAUGGCAGGCGGGACAGAUGGCAGUUGCGGUGUGGAUGGCGUGGCAGGACUGAUCAUGGGUCAGAUCGCAGGGCAGGGUCAGUGGCAAAGCAGGUCGGAUCACGGGACAGGAUCGAUUGCAGGACAGGACAGAUCCUGGGGUGGAUGGUAAUGCGGAGAGGGACCCAUUGCAAGGCGGGGCUCACGCAAAUUGCAGGAGACCCUGGAGAAUGAUACGAACAGUUACUGGCUCCGAGGUGGGAUGGUGCGUUAUAACCCCUGCUCGGUGUCUGUUCCCCGUGCUGAGCAAGCCAGGGGUUGCCCGAGGAAAUGUCCGUCCAGCACGUUGCCAGCCUGUGGGACUCUCUGGCACAGGACACUGGGCAGCAAGGAGUGAGCAAAGUCUCAGGGAGACAGGUCCAAGGCUGGCCACUAGCCAUGACGGCCUGUGAUGCAGUCCCCGCCUGGGAUGACCCCGAACCUCUAACAGCCAGGAGGGGAAGGCAGGUGUGUCCCACAAUCAUGGCUCUGUUCUGUUUGCUCCUGCACCACAUGCUGUCCAAGAGAGGGUGCCCCUUCCUGUCUUGCAAAGGGGCUGAGGGGUUCCCAGCCUGAUGGCUCAGCAAAGGGGAAUGUCCAUCCUGUUUGUCAUUUCACACUGAGGGCCUUGGACAGCUUGCUCCUUUGCCCCCCACAUGGCUGCAGUCCUGCCAAGGAGACCAGGCAGACAUGCUAGCGCUGGGCUAUCAGGGGGCUGUGAGUCGGGAUUUAGGGGUGCCAUCAGAACUGGGGAGUGGGAGAUCUGUCCCAGGAAAUGGACGGAUCUCCCAUUAACUCCUUUGCUUCCGGGCCCUAUUGGAAGGAGUUGGUCCCAAUAGUCUGUGAGUCAACCCCCAUGUCUCCCCCCGUAAAGCCAGGGCUUAAUCGGGGCUUGGGUGUGAUUAGUCUUUGGCAAAUCCGCUUGGCUCUGCAGCUAAGCCCGUCUUUGCAGCCCUGGGGCUGUGCUGGGCGCAGCACAGCCGGGGGAUAAGCCCCGCUCAGCUGAGCUUUCCAGUUUUAGGGGCGAUUAAGGAGCCAGUGUUAACUGGGGCAAAGACAGAUCCCACUGCCCCUCCCUGUGUGAUCCAGGGUGCCCCCCAGCUUCCUAAGGUAUAAAAGACCCCUCUCCUGGCCCCUCCGCCACUCGCUGCCACCCGCCAUGGCCCCCUCACCGGCCUGAGUGCCCAGUGACAUAGGGCUGGAGUGAGCAGAGGCACAGAAACGCUCCCCUCUCUAGCCUCAGCCACUGCGUUCCCUCCUUCCUGCUGGUGUUAGCUGGUUGUAUGUCUGUCCAUCCAUCCGCCCACCCGCCAUCUCUCUCUGCCUGUCUGUGUUUGUCUCUCGUUCCAUAAAUACGCCUCCAUCCAUCCCGUAGCUUCUCCUGCCCCGAUUUCCACAAACACCUUGCCCCACUGCCCCCAUCCACCUGGGCCUCCCCUUCCCAUCAGCCAUGCACAAGACCCGUGACUUGUGGGAUGACCUCCCGGAGGAUUUUUUCAUCCCGGUGCCUCUGGACACAAGCAAUCUGACAGCGCUGAGCCCCUUCCUGGUGCCGCAGACUCACCUGGGCAGCCCGGCCAUCUUCAUGGGCAUGUCAGCCUUCAUGUUCCUGCUCAUCGUGUUGGGCAUGCCCAUCAACAUCCUCACCGUCUUCUGCACUGCCAAGUACAAGAAGCUGCGUUCCCACCUCAACUACAUCCUGGUCAACCUGGCUCUGGCCAACCUGCUGGUGGUCUGUGUGGGCUCCACCACGGCCUUCUAUAGCUUCUCCCACAUGUACUUCGCCUUGGGCCCAACGGCCUGCAAGAUCGAGGGAUUCGCCGCCACGCUAGGGGGAAUGGUGAGUCUCUGGUCUCUGGCCGUCGUGGCCUUCGAGCGAUUCCUGGUGAUUUGCAAACCCCUGGGGAACUUCACGUUCCGUGGCACCCACGCCAUUAUCGGCUGUCUUGCUACCUGGGUCUUGGGCCUCGUGGCGUCUGCACCCCCUCUCUUUGGAUGGAGCCGGUACAUCCCCGAAGGGCUGCAGUGCUCAUGCGGCCCUGACUGGUACACGACCAACAACAAGUGGAACAAUGAGUCCUACGUGAUCUUCCUCUUCUGCUUCUGUUUUGGGGUCCCCCUGGCCAUCAUCAUCUUCUCCUAUGGCCGCCUGCUGCUGACGCUGCGCGCUGUUAGAGAGGAUCUCAACAAUAUGGCCACCCUGUGCGGAUUAAGGUGGGUCCCACUUAUAUGGCUGCCCAACAUGAAUGAGGAUGGCUCCCACCAAGAUGGCUGAGGUGAGUGAAUGAGGGUGGGUCCCUGCACUAGGUGGGUCCCUGGAGGUGGACGGUCAUGUCUGCAUGGAAUAAGGUGGGUCCCAGCAAUAUGGUCGCCAUGCCCCAUAGAUGACACACUGGCCACUGUACCCCAAAUGUGAGGGCAGGCCCCACACAAUGGCCCCUGCAGUGGCUGUUGCUACCUCCCAUGGGUGAGGACAGGUCCUAGGCAGUCCCCUACAUUGGUUCCCCUGGGUCAGGGUGGACCCUAGACAAAGGCUGCUGUG